AUGACUAUGGAUGAUGGCAAUUGGGGUGGGUGGGUCCGAUUAUGGGCUAUGGUUGGUCGUGGCUCGCGGUGGUUGGUGAGAAGUGGCUCGCGGGUUCAAGUGGUGAUGAUGGGUUCUGGUGAAGGAAAUGAGAGUCGGGACUAUGUGAGUCUAAAUCUAGGAAUGAGUGAAGGAGAAGGGUUUUGCUACCAGAAAAAGAGGAUGAAUGAGGUAACACGGAGAUUAAGAGUUUCAGUAUCUGCAAUGAGUGAUGAGUCAGUCAAUCAGUUAAGUUUUCACCGUCCUGAUGUGAGAUAUGCACUAAGCCUUACUCUUGAGUUUGAGUAUCUGGGACAGAAAAGCUCUAUGCCUACCCUAACUUCUAAGUGA
Sphenostylis stenocarpa is the source of this 369-nucleotide messenger RNA. NCBI's taxonomy places the organism in Eukaryota, Viridiplantae, Streptophyta, Magnoliopsida, Fabales, Fabaceae. The record is from the annotation of a GenBank genome assembly.